Eleginops maclovinus (Patagonian blennie) is the source of this 2805-nucleotide messenger RNA. It is a transcript of the gene pkp2, whose product is annotated as plakophilin 2. Gene Ontology annotation, cellular component: nucleus; intercalated disc; adherens junction. Bases 87 to 2348 code for a protein of 753 amino acids. The transcript is spliced from 13 exons. Gene Ontology annotation, biological process: cell-cell adhesion; protein localization to plasma membrane; heart development. Lineage: Eukaryota; Metazoa; Chordata; Actinopteri; Perciformes; Eleginopidae. Gene Ontology annotation, molecular function: intermediate filament binding; protein kinase C binding; molecular adaptor activity. The record is from RefSeq and is a predicted model, not a curated record.
AGCAGGAUUCAACAUUCAUCGAGUUUCUACCUGUCGAGUCUGAUGAGGCAGCCGAGGUAAACCACACGGUGUUGGAUCAGCUCACGAUGGACGAGAUGUUCUUUAAGUCGGCCCUCCCUGCUCAGGAAGGUCUGGUGCUGGACGACAGCAGCCUGCCUCUGCCGGACAGAUCCUGGUCCGAGCAGCAAAUGCGGAUCCAGCAGCAGGUCCAGCUCACUCUGUCCCGGAAGGCGAGGAGGACUACUGUGUCAAAUGGUAGUGUCCAUUUACACAAAAACGCUACAAAGAGCUUGGAUGCUUCAGAUGGAACUUCACCAAACAGGAAGGUAAACGGAUGGGGUCCCUCUUACCGCUCCCCAUCCGGCCACAGUGUCCGGAGUCCAUCUAGGAGGGUGGAGGUGUCCCUCCCGCUGAGCCCGGAGUUACUUCGCUUCAACUACAGCAUGCCCCGUUACGGGACAUACACCCAUCCGUGGCCCGGUUCCUCCCUCAGGGCGGGGAUGGGGUUCUCACGGGGGCCCGAAACCUUCCGUCGCUACGCCUUCUCCGACACUCCUCGAGCUGCACGUCCGAUCCCGGCUUCAUCUCUUCAGGGAAGUUUCCGGAACCGGUCCAUCAGACGGCAACCUGGGUUUCAGCAGGGCGACGAGUGCGACCGGGGCCAAAGCACUGUCAAACAAUACCAGCACACUGUGGGGGCCCAGCCUCAGGAUGCGGGGUUGUCCUUGCUUUCUCGGGUCAGGAGGGACGGUGAUGGGGUCCAAAUACUGAACUCAUACCCCCACUCCGUCACCAGCGUGGACAUGGGGGGACAGAUGGAUGGAGAGCCGCCCUUUCAGCAGAGACGUGCACAGACCCUCAGGACUGUGAAGUCAGAGAAGCCUCCAGAGAUGACGUUGGAGCGGGCCGUGAACCUGCUGAGUCAGGAGGAUAAUGAGGAGACGCUGAUCCGUGCAGCCGGACACAUCCAGAGCCAAUGUUUCAAGAGCGCCGAGGCCAGGAAGAUGGUGUACUAUCUGCAUGGGAUAGCAAAGCUCCUGCAGCUGCUGCACCACGACCACGAGGUGGUGCAGCGCAUCGCCGCAGGAGCGCUGCGUAACGUCGUCUACCAGAGCAGCGAGAACAAGAUGGAGAUGAAGGAAAACGACGGGCUGAACACCGUCCUGCAGGCGCUGAAGAGCAGCCGGGAUGUGGAGACCAGGCGGCACCUCACCGGUCUCUUGUGGAACAUCUCCUCUCACGACCUCCUGAAGGAGCGUCUCUCCAGAGGGGCGUCCCUUGCGGUCCUCACUCAGUCCGUUCUGGUUCCGAGCUCCGGCAUCUCUGAAGGAGAAAACCCCAAAGACGAGCUGAUGGCCGACGCCGACGCUUUCCACAACGCCACCGGCUGCCUGCGGAAUCUGAGCUCCGCCGGUCCAGACGGCAGGAAGGCGAUGAGGGAGUGUGAGAAUCUGAUCGACUCUCUGGUCUACUACAUCCGGGGAGCCGUGGCGGACAAGACCGACGACAAGUCCAUGGAGAACUGCGUCUGCAUCCUGCACAACCUGUCCUAUCACAUGGAGGCCGAGCUCCCUCAGAGGUUAGCGGACAUCGCAGCGUCCCGGCAGAACUGGUCUCCGAACGAAGACGCUGUCGGCUGCUUCCCUUAUCGCAGCGCUAAGAUCACACAGGAUCUGGAGCAAGAGAGCCCCCGGCUGACGGAGAAGGCCAACCCCCGGGGCAUGGAGUGGCUGUGGAGCGCCAUCACCAUCCGCAUGUACCUGUCCCUGAUGGCCCGCAGCGUGAGGACCUGCACUCGGGAGGCGGCGCUCGGGGCGCUGCAGAACAUCACGGCCAGCAGCGGAGCGAGGAGUGAAUCCAUCGCCUUCACCAUCGUCCAGCGGGAGAAGGGCCUCCAGCACGUGAAGAAGAUGAUCGAGGAGGGAGAGACCGAGGUGAAGAGGACGGCUCUGUCUCUCGUAAAGAACCUCUCGCGCUACCAGGAGCUGCACCCCGAGAUCGUGAAGCAGGUGCUGCCGGAGGUGGUGGAGAUGCUCCCGUGCGACGACACCGGCACCGACCUGCCCACCGAGGUGACGACCACGCUGUGUAACACCCUCCUGAACCUGAGCCAGAGCAACAUGAAGAACGUCAGAGCCAUCUUCAACCAGGGAGCGCUCCCCAACAUCAUCAACAUCAGCAUCAAGGACAACGGCUAUGGGCCGACGAGAGCGGGUCAGGCGGCGUGCGCCCUGCUGCACAGCAUGUGGAAAUACAGAGAUCUGCGCAUGGCCUUCAAGAAGUGUGGGUACAUUAAAUCAGAUUUCAUCAAUGCAAGGACAACAAAGGCUGUGUCCGGACGGGACUGAGCCGAAGAUCAAGACAUCUUAUACUCCAAAUGAUACACUAAAUGCACUGCUCCUCCUGCAAUGGCUCGCUUUUAUUUCCCUUAAAGAUCCCAUGACAUGGAUUUAAAAUUGUACAUAUAAUAGUUUUUGUGAUUGUUUCUGUAAUUUAUUGUUAGCUAAUGGACAAACAGUGCGCUCAAUUUAAAUGAUGGAUAACAGAACGUGUGUAAAAAGAUAUUGAAUUAAAUGUAAAGUUCUUUAUGUUUUUUAAUGUAGUGGCAGCUAAAUAGUCGACGAUACUGAUUGGUGUGUUUUAGGCGUGAGUUAAUCAGACAAAGAACCACAAAGUAAUUACACUUAACGUUUGUAUAAAUGUAUAUAAGAUAUCAUUUUAGAUAGACGCUUUUAAUGCACAACAAAAAAAGCUGAUUUCUUGCUGUCUGACUCGAGUUGAAUGAAUAAACUUCUAUGAAUCAAA